AUGUUUGUUAACCCACAUAUUGUACUGGAGAAUGGAAUCAUGCUGGCCGUUGCUCUCUUCUGCACAGAGUGGUGUCAAUGGUGGACUGCCACCAGGUCCUCUCCACAGUUCUUCCAGUGUAAUGAUUUCAAGAUAUCUGUUUCAGAGGACGUGGUACAACAUGCACUCGUAUCUGACAAAGAGUGUCUUGGCCUUCAGAAUGACAGUGACGCCCUGCCCAUCAUAACUGUUGAUCAGGGAACUGCUUGCCCAGUCGACUCCACUCGUACUCCUCCUAUGUUCACAGGCAGUCGUUCGGCAUCAACUUCUGGGGCUCUUGCUCGUCCAGCCUGUACGGUUCAACCAGGGGAGAUGAGGCCAUCUCCAACCAGGGAACAUCUGCAACUAGAAGAAAUACAGUAUGAAAUGUACUCAGUGGUUGAUAGGAAGGUAUGAGUUAUUUGAAGGAUGGUUAUCGAAACUACCUGUUCUCAAUUCUCCCUUCUCACAUUGCCCUUCUUCAAAUGACCUUGCUCAAAAGGACCUGCUAGUUUUAUCCCGUAUCGGAACUACCUCCCUCAAAACGUCCUUCUCGUAUGACCUCAUUGCACAGAGCCAUCGCCUUAUUUCAG
Ornithodoros turicata is the source of this 611-nucleotide messenger RNA. RefSeq lists its product as uncharacterized. The coding region runs from base 1 to 435 and encodes 144 amino acids. The record is from RefSeq and is a predicted model, not a curated record. NCBI's taxonomy places the organism in Eukaryota, Metazoa, Arthropoda, Arachnida, Ixodida, Argasidae. The transcript has 6 exons.